Molecule: messenger RNA, 2137 nt
Organism: Paramecium pentaurelia
Lineage: Eukaryota; Ciliophora; Oligohymenophorea; Peniculida; Parameciidae
Source: the annotation of a GenBank genome assembly
AUGAGAUUCAUUGCACUGAUAUUAAGUUUAAUUUCAUUAGAUGCUUAUGAGUAUUGGAUUGUCUAAUAUAGCGCUUUCACUUCUAAUAACAUAGUUGAUAACGAAGGUUUUAUUCUAAUUUAUUUAGGUUGGUGGGUCUAAGGAAGUAGUGGAUAAUUAACUAGCUUCUGUGGUGCAGAGUCAUUAUUUGGAGGUUAUAACGCAUUUGGAUCUGGGGUUAGUGUUUCAAAAAUAAUCUCUCUUCCACCUCAUUAUAAAAUACGUGUUUCUUUAGAGUUUUGGAAGUAUUAAUAAUAAUAAGAAAUAGAAUAGAUAGUUGGGAUGAUGAAUUUGUAUAUUUUAUACUUGAUGAUUAUGUAUAAACAGCUACAUGGUAUUGGAAUACUGGAGAUGUGAUCUGUGGUAAUCCAGAUGAAGUAUAAAAUUGGAGAGAAGUUAAAACAAAUUAUGUAUUCGAAUUUUCUCACUAAGAACCAACACUUGUUGUUAUUAUUACAACUAAUUUAGAUGAAAGUCCAUAUACAGUAUUUGAAUGAUUUAUUAAGGAAUCAUGGGGAUUUAGAAAUUUUAAGGUAGAGGCAUAAUACUGUUCACCAGGCUGUUUAUUGUGCAAUAAUGAUACUCCUGAUGAAUGCUGGUAUUAUUUAUUAGUCGAAAUGAACUGGUUUGAUAAUUUUAAUUUUGAUGGGUGGACUCUUGAUAAUUAAGAGUUUCUUACCAAAAACUCAUGUGCUAACAUUUGGAUAAUAGGAGGAGUUAAUUCAAUAACAGGAAGUAAAUAAUUAUCAAAGUAUUAUACUUCUUUGGAUGCUCAUUAUAAAAUAAUCUUACAAGUUUAGAUAUGGAAAUUUGAUAUAUGGAAUAAUAACUAAUUUUAAAUAGAGAUCGAUGGGUAAGUUAGUGGAUAAGCAGUUUUCAAUUAAGAAGGAGUUAUUCAAUUAUGUGGUGAUAGUAGUGGAGGAGAACAGUUAUUAAACAUUCGUCUGGUGAGAUCUCAUACAUCAAAUAAUAUGCAAAUUAAGAUGAAAUCUAAUUUACCUUCAUCAAAUGGAUCUUGGGGAUUGAGAGCAUUUAGAUUAUUUUUAGUUAAAUGCUAUUAAACAUGUCUUCUUUGUUUUGGACUAUCUAUAAAUAACUGUUCAUAAUGCAAAACUGGAUAUAUUUUGCAUAAUUCUGAAUGUGUAGAUGGUAUACUUUGAACUAUAUUUUAGUAAAAUGGAUUUUGGCUUAAAAACAAUAUUUCCAACCCUCUGAUUUUUAAACUUAAAGUGGUUGGACUAUAUCAAAUGUAUAUAAUAAUUAAUCUCCAUUUUAAAUUUGUUCUAAUACAAAUUUAUUAGGAGGAUACUCAUUAUUAGGCAAAGAUGCUUCAAUAGGAUUAAAUUUUGAUCUUCCUAAACACACAAAAAUAAGAGUCCAAUUAGAAUUUUGGAAAUUUGAAACUUGGGAUAAUGAAUGGUUUAAAGUAUUUGCUAAUGGAAUUCAAGUUUAUUAAGUAUAAUUUGGAUAAAAUGGAGUGCAAGUAAUUUGUGGCUCAAAUUAAAAAGAAGCUUAUACAAAGAAUUUAGAUUUUGAAUUUAAUCAUGUUUAGCCUAAUAUCAAUUUGGUUAUGACAACUUCAUUAGAUGAACUCGCUGAAAAUGAAUCUUGGGCAAUUAGAAAUUUUUAAUUAUUUUAUGGGGUUCCUAAGGAGUGCAGUAACUCUGUUAUUGAUUCAGUUACCAUGCCUGCUUUCAUUGGAACUAAUUAUAUUUAAUCCACAUAAUAUUCAUCUGAUCAGACUUUGCAAAAUAAAAUUGAAAUAUCUGAAUUAGGAAUCUCUUUGUAGCCUAAUUUUGAUCAACUAAUAUCUGUUGAUUCUUCAAUAAAAAAAUUAUCAGUAUCUAUAAUAUGGUAAUGUUUUAUAAAUGAUCUUACAUUUUCCAUUUCAAUUUUACAAAGCAGUUAUCCAGAUUACAAAACAGGAACAGCAAUAUGUAAAUAACAACGAUCCAAUGUAGUAAAAUCCUCUUUGUUUCUAGAAAGAACAAUAAUCUAAUAAUCAUAAAUUAGAUUAUUAGCGACUUCAACAUCCUUUUAGAUUUUUUAAAUCGUUGAUGGUUAAACUAUAAAACACUACGAAAUGAAACUGAUUUGA